AUGCGGAUAUCGCUGCUCAUUCUUGUACUAUGCACUACUACCUUAGCCGAUGAAGACUACUAUAAACUGCUCGGCAUUGAACGAGAUGCAGAUGAUAGGACUAUUCGAAAAGCAUUCAAAAAAUUAGCUAUACAAAAACAUCCAGAUAAGAAUAAGGAUAACCCACAAGCUCACGCUGAAUUUGUGAAAAUUAAUAAAGCUUACGAAGUGUUGAAAGAUGAAGAAACCCGUAAGAAGUACGAUCAAUUUGGUGAAAAAGGCUUGGAAGAUGGCUUCCAAGGAGGAAACACAUAUCAGUCAUGGCAAUUUUAUAACGAGAAUUUUGGAAUUUAUGAUGACGAUCCAGAAAUUGUCACUUUGAAUCGGGCAGAUUUCCAACGGCAAGUCUCAGAUUCGAAUGAAAUGUGGUUUAUUAACUUCUAUUCAACUUAUUGCUCACAUUGCCAUCAAUUAGCUCCUACU
Messenger RNA from Cylicostephanus goldi, 462 nucleotides. Lineage: Eukaryota; Metazoa; Nematoda; Chromadorea; Rhabditida; Strongylidae. The record is from the annotation of a GenBank genome assembly.